Heterobilharzia americana is the source of this 2598-nucleotide messenger RNA. The record is from the annotation of a GenBank genome assembly. NCBI's taxonomy places the organism in Eukaryota, Metazoa, Platyhelminthes, Trematoda, Strigeidida, Schistosomatidae.
AUGGUGCAUCCUGCUCAUCAUAACCGUCCAUUGGUCUCUCCAAAUUCAGUCAGCAGGCCUGUUAUCGGCUCAAGACCUCUCCCAUCAUCGCAUUUAGGAAAUGGAAAUGCAUUCACUGGUGGUUGUAGUGAUUUCUUCCUAGGUGGAGAGACUGAUAUAAAUUGUGGUUUAAUCUCUUCUAACUGUCCUAGUCAUUCAGAAGCUGGAUGGAUUGGUCUUCCAGGUCGUCCCAUUAUUUGUCUAAUCGAGUGUUUGUUAGAUGCAGCUGCUAUCGUAGUUGAAGCGACUAAUCUUCAAACACGUAUUGAACUACCAUCAUGGGGUCAUAUGGAAAAAGCAUCAUUCUAUUUGUGUUUAGCCGUUAAAGUCAGCUUAUUAACCCUAUUUCAACAACGACGCCUUGUUGGAUCAGUUAGUCGAUUGUUAGCAUGUCAACAUCAAGAAGCCCGUUUAUUAACCCUUUUAAGCACAAUACCUAAAGACGUCACUACCGUAUUAGCAAUGUGUGAAACAUUAUGCCAUUUAUUAGGCCCACCAAUAUCAUCACGUAUUCUAAGCAAGUUGGAUUAUUCCUCGUUAAUGCAGUUAUGGUGGUGGUCUUCACUUGGAUUAACUGUGCAUUCAGAUACUUAUCCAGUUCAUGCUGUCGCCGAGUUUGUUUUAAAUUACUUACUGGAUACACAGAAGUUGAAUCAGUUGGUGUCUUUCAGUAUCUGUUGGAUACAUUCUGGUAACGGGAGCAAUAAUAAUAAUAAUUUGUCAUCAGUUCGUAUUGACGAUAUGGUUUUCACAUUGGUGACACGAGCUAUGCGGCUUUCUAUCCUUGAAAAUUAUGGGGAUAAUUCUGCACCUGGACCAAGUCUAACUCGGAGUAUCAGUUCACCGCAGUUAUUAUUGAGUAGUAGUGGUGUUGGUGGUGGAGGAGGCAGUGGCAAUCAAGGAUAUACCAAUUCUCCACGUGCGAACUACAAUUAUCGUGACAGGGAUCAUUUCAAUAAUCUUGGUGGUCAUAUCUGCGGUGGUGGAGAUGUUGUUGUAGGUGGUGGUUUAGAAACUGCUCUUGCUGUAAAUACAGAAGUUAGUGAUCAAGAAUUCAGUAUGCCACCGCUGACAUCUGUAACAGUUGAUUCAUUGCAAUUUCCAGGGGAUAGUAUGAAUGCUAAUUUUGACAAUCGCCAAAGAUAUCCACACCCACCGAAUACGAAUCAUCCUGCCUCAUGUCGAUGGGAUCAUCAUCUGCAACCGGUUCCGGACUAUGAUCGUUCUGCCAUGACAACGCCGAAUAUUUCUUCCCCACCUUUACCGUCUGUCUUUGCUAUUUCUACACAAAAUUGUCUUAAAUCCAACAAUGGAUCUGCAUACUUCAAUUUUCCUUGUAAUAAUUUACCUGUUUAUCCUACAUAUAACCCUCAGAAUAUCAUCGACACUAACAAUAUCAGCACGAACCACACUCAUACCUCUAAUUUUAUUCGAUCUGCGAGGAUAGAUGAUAUUCAGCAUUUUGAAGAUGAUAAUCAGGACCCACAAUACCUGCGAUGUCUAGAAACCUUGAAAUUGCGUCAAACUCGAUUGGCUGUUGCAUUAAUACGUGUUUCUAAAUCACACAUUCAUCGAUUAGAUCAAAUUGUACAGAUCUGUGAUCAAAAUAUUCAUUCAACUGUUAGCCUACUGGCUAUAUCACAACAGGUAUUUGCAGAAGCAAUGGGUUGGAAAUUGAGAUCAUUGGUAAACCGUAAACCACCGAGUACUACUAAUCUACUUGAUUCAACCUAUGGUGAAUGUGCUUGUCUGCUGAAUGGGAAUUCACCGGCCAGUCUACUUUCACCAUCAAAUGCAACAAAUAUUGCUGUAGAAACAUUCUUCACUCGUGAUCGAAUAUAUCUGAUUAGUACUGCAUUUCAUUUAGCCUUGAUAGGUGUACUGCGUACAUCUAGGCGAUCGAUUUAUUGGCGUAGGCGAGAAGCGUUGGUAUGGGCAGUUUCAACAGUUCUACAUGUUGGUCCUUCUGCGUGUUUAUAUCUUAUCAGUCAUUGGUCGUCUUAUUUGAACGCUAGAGAAGCUGUUGUCUGGCUUGCUCCAGCUUUAUUGACUGCAAUGGACUCAUCGGAUUCGAAUAUUGCCGGUGCUGUAUCGUCUGCUCCACGUAUAUCGAAAUCUUUAUCCAGUAAAGUCUGUCCAAAAGGCCAGCCUCAUCCUUCGGCUAUGGAGGGUAACAUGUGUUUUGAUCAUUCAUUGUUCUUUCGUGUUCCUAACUGGGAUGAUUUGCCUAACGGUGGUGGUGGUGUGAAUUUCGGACCAACAAUUGAUGCCAGUUUUUCCAUGUGGCCAUCUUGGUAUUCAUUUUGUGCAGCUACAUUCACUUCAAAAAAUCGUGUUAACUCAAUCAGUAUGGCUGCUCAGUUACUUAGCACUGCAGUGCCUUACUCGAAAAUAGCUCGUGAACAGAUAAUAAAUGCUGUAAGACAUAUGGCAUUGCAGGGGAUAGAGAAGGAAGAGCAGUGUCAAGAGAAGCGGAGGAACAUGUUAUACGCUUCACGCUUUGGUGAUCAUAUUCUACGAAUUUCGGGUUUAGUCAUAGCAUGCAAGGAACAGGUUUAA